GUUGAAAUGGAGGGGAGUAAAGGGAGAAUUAGCACAAUGCUUGUUUACUAUCCAUGUGGCAACCUCUGCACAGCCAGUAAUCCAUUCAUUAUCCUCACUGAUUGAGUGUGAGAGCAGUGCAGUGGUAACUACUUCACUUAGCUGAUGGCAGACGACAAAAGCAGGGAAAUGAUGAAUUCGGACAAUUUAACCUCCCAGAGCUUUCUCUCUGCAAUUCAUAGCAAUGCCAGCAAUUUAUUCUCAGGGCUCCAGUUUGUUCAGUCCUUCAAGCCACUCAUCAUCCCCUGCUACUCCCUAGUAGUUUUUAUUGGUGUCAUUGGGAAUUAUCUUCUUAUUUAUGUCAUCUGCAAAACGAAAAAAAUGCACAAUGUGACCAACUUUCUGGUAGGCAAUCUGGCUUUCUCAGACAUGCUCAUGUGUGCAACCUGUGUGCCUCUGACUCUCGCAUAUGCCUUUGAGCCCAGAGGAUGGGUGUACGGACGUUUCAUGUGCUACUUUGUGUUCCUGAUGCAACCCGUCACUGUCUUUGUGUCUGUCUUCACCUUGACUGUCAUAGCUGUGGAUAGGUAUUAUGCCAUGGUGUACCCAUUCCGGAGGAGGCUCACUAUCCCUGUUUGUGCCUAUAUCCUGGCUGCCAUUUGGCUGCUGAGCUGCACCUUGGCUGCCCCAGCCUUGCUCCACACUUAUCAUGCGGAAUUCCCAGAGUUGGACUUCUCCAUCUGCGAGGAGUUUUGGUUCCAUAUGAAAAGAGAUCGCUUGGCUUAUGCUUACAGCACUCUCAUCAUCACCUACGUGCUGCCUUUGACCGUCAUCUCCCUGUCCUACCUGCGAAUCUCAGUCAAGCUGAAAAACCGAGUGGUCCCAGGCAAUGUCACACAGGGCCAAGCUGAAUGGGACCGGGCAAGAAGGAGAAAGACUUUUCGCUUGCUUGUCUUGGUGGUGGCAGCCUUUGGAGUCUGUUGGCUGCCUCUGCACAUCUUCAACGUGGUAAAGGAUAUAGAUAUCAGUUUAAUUGAUAAGCAGUACUUCAAUUUAAUCCAGCUGCUAUGCCACUGGUUUGCCAUGAUGUCUGCUUGCACCAAUGCCUUCCUCUAUGCCUGGCUCCAUGACAGCUUUAGGGGGGAGCUGAAGAAAAUGUUUGCCUGGAGAAAGAAGAAAAUUGGACCCACUACAAAUUGCAUUAUGGCCAGUGUGGUGCUGUAAACACAAGAGCUGGUGGGAGUGCACUUCCUGCAAUACUGAAACACAAAAGAGUGGGAGGAGAUGUCUCUAAUUCCAACAUCAAUAUUUCCUACAAUUCCUACAUUUCCAUUUGGCGCUGGUGACACUCAGCAGUGAGCAGGGCUGUGGGGAACAGCUUGGAGCUUUGCAAAGGAGCAACAACGUUACCCUCUCUGCCAAUUACAACUGUUGAUUUCUGGACUGUGGACUGUGGAUUUCUGGUUGCUGCAAUGGCACCCUGUGUCUCACAACAGCAGGAGGGGUUUUGGCUUUGGUGAUGUGCACAAUGCUGAGGACUGGUUCUGCAUAGCUGGGAUUUCCAGUGUCAGGGGAGCACAUCUGGCAGCAGCUGGUGAUGUGAUGCUGAGCAACAGGAGGGCUUGCACCUAUCUGAGGUGGCCCUGCUCUCUCUGUGGCUUCUUAGCCACAGGGAGCUGUGUUCAGUUGCCCCAUUGCA
Molecule: messenger RNA, 1678 nt
Organism: Lagopus muta (rock ptarmigan)
Lineage: Eukaryota; Metazoa; Chordata; Aves; Galliformes; Phasianidae
Gene: PRLHR
Product: prolactin releasing hormone receptor
Exons: 3
Coding region: 145-1203 (352 amino acids)
Biological process (GO): G protein-coupled receptor signaling pathway
Cellular component (GO): neuron projection; plasma membrane
Molecular function (GO): neuropeptide binding; neuropeptide Y receptor activity
Source: RefSeq, a predicted model, not a curated record